AUGUACUCGAGAGGCUGUGCAUAUAGCAUACUAGAUGGGAUAGCAUGUUCUGCCGUCAUCCCUCGACACGGUAUUAAUUGCCGUUUUCCUUGCGCUCCAGACCUUCGACAGGCCCUCCCACCAGGGAAUCAUCUUGGCUACCAAUGGAUCAGUCACCGCCACUCGCAUGCAGCAGUAGCGGAAGAGGAAGACAAGAACCAACAAGAUACAGGGUCCGGAGUGGCGAUACGUCGAGUCCAAUCCAAUAAUGCUUAUACUGCUCCCAUCCUCAGGCCCAUCACCUUCGACCAAGCCCAGCAUGAUUUGGAGGCAGAAUCUAGGGAGACGUGGGAGAGGGAGCGAUUUUCCGAUCUGAUUGCAAGAUUCCUGCCCAUACAGUCAGCAGCAUCACAGAAACAGGAUAAGCGAUUACAAAAAUUUGCCUUCGGGAAGAACAAGGCGGAUAAGCUUUUUGUCAACAAGCUGCUGAAGGACAAGGGACUGCAAUCACACGACUGGAGGAUAGCGCUUUCCAUAUUGCAACAAUACUACACGCCCGAAGAGAUCGAUAAAGUCAAAAACAUUGAUACCUUUGAUCCCGCACCGAGUCUAGACCAGACUCCUGGCUCUCAUGCCCAACAUUUUGAUGCCGGCAUCGAGAUUCAGAGUCCUGUGCGAAGAGUCACCUCCAGAUCACGCAAUUUCAGAUCUUUUCGACUUGCUCACAACAUUUCUCCUCCCGUUGAAUGGUCAGAGGCAUAUCUGGCAGUCUACGUUGAGGCCCUCGCCGAGUCUCAGAGGACUCAAGCCAGAGUCGCUUGGGCAGAAAAGCCCUGGUUGAAGGGUUGGACUAAUAUUUGGGAAGUUGCUGCUGCUUUUGAACAGGUUUUUUACAGCACGGCGUCACAGAAAUCCUUGAGCAUCAAGGCUUGCAACACCGCAUUGCGUUUCUUCUACGAUCACGGAAUGAUACCGGACGCCCGGUCUCUCUUUAUUCGGAUGGAGGACUUAAAGAUGCAUAUUUCGACAGAAACAUGUAAUAUCCUGCUGCGCGGUUCAGCUUCGCAGAAGGACCUCCACAAUUUCACAUUUCUUCUGAGAAAAAUGACGUAUCGGGGCUUCAGGCCUAACGAGAAGACAUGGACACUGUUCCUCCAAGUAAACCAUUCCAGUACGGUGCGAGCGUUCAUUGUUCGGAAGAUGGCAGACAUGAAUAUGCUAGACAAAAUUUGGAUUAGAAGGGACGUUGCAGCUCACAUGGUCCACUAUGAGAUUGUCAACCACCUAGGCGAUGGCCAUAAUCACCAUAGCUUUCUUGAUCACAUGAAUAGCAAGUACGGGAUUGGAUGGCUAUCGACUACUGCAGGCAACAAGCUUUUGAACGAGGUGGCCAAGCGUAAAUCGGCGGCGGAGAGCCUGAGUUUGCUUUAUGAGAUGAAGGAAGCCGGUUUUGUGCCUGAUGACAUCUCAAUGAACACGCUGCUUCGGCACUGUUUACCAUUGAGGCGGCACGAGCUAGCAAUUCGAAUACUAGAAGUUUUCCGGUAUUAUUACAAUCUGUAUCCAGGGCCGGAGGCAUACGAGACACUCUUUCUACAGGCGUGGAGAAGUCGCUUGCUCAACUUCUCUACCGUUAUCUGGAGAUCUGCUUGUAUCUAUGGUGCAGUGUCACACAAAAUGCAGGACUUUGUCUUUCAGAGUCUGUUGACUUAUACACCCGCGCUCGACAAACGGAUCCAAUCAGACGAUACGGUCGAGCUAAGCAAUUUCAGCAGAAACGAGAAGUUCAAGAAGUUUGCUGGAAGAUUCGUGGUCGGUGUAAACGGCCCUAGAGGAGCUAAGUUAAGCCACGCCAUUGAAACUUCAGAAUUAGACCCUCAAAGAAGGACCUUGAAAUGGGCCCAAGUUCUUCUAGAGAGUAGUCUCCGCGUUUCCAGGAAUUGUCUGCUGAGACAUGAUUUGCCACGGCUGCUACGCCAGGCUCUGACAAUGGACAAGACCUGGGCCGCCGAAGGCCUGUAUAAAAAAGACGACUGGCGGGAGAUGUUCCCACAUGCCAUCGCGGUACUCGUGAAAGUCAAAGGAAGGCGCCAACGCAGACAUUCACUGCGCUUGCGAAGACACGUGGUUCGAGGCCGUUUUGCCACUCACCUGCGCAUGCGAUAA
Messenger RNA from Letharia lupina, 2145 nucleotides. RefSeq lists its product as uncharacterized. The record is from RefSeq and is a predicted model, not a curated record. The coding region runs from base 1 to 2145 and encodes 714 amino acids. NCBI's taxonomy places the organism in Eukaryota, Fungi, Ascomycota, Lecanoromycetes, Lecanorales, Parmeliaceae. Gene Ontology annotation, molecular function: protein binding. The transcript has a single exon.